Molecule: messenger RNA, 214 nt
Organism: Diversispora eburnea
Lineage: Eukaryota; Fungi; Glomeromycota; Glomeromycetes; Diversisporales; Diversisporaceae
Source: the annotation of a GenBank genome assembly
GAGUUAUAGACGAUAAAUCUAAAUCUCCAGAAAUUAUCGAGGAAUUGGUGGAAGAUGGACCCAAGUUAGUUAUUAAUGAUUCGCCUGUUCUACCUCCCAGUAAUGAAGAACCUACCACUCAAGCGGAAACGUUAUCUCCUACAUAUCCAGCUAGGGAACAGCGAGAGGCUCGUCUUCGUCAAAAAGCUAUCGAACUUGGCGAGGAUCCAGAUAA